This is a messenger RNA of Daphnia magna, 3179 nucleotides long. RefSeq lists its product as uncharacterized. The transcript has 6 exons. The coding region runs from base 430 to 1398 and encodes 322 amino acids. NCBI's taxonomy places the organism in Eukaryota, Metazoa, Arthropoda, Branchiopoda, Diplostraca, Daphniidae. The record is from RefSeq and is a predicted model, not a curated record.
AUGGCUUGGCUGAUAUGCCUGUGAAUGGAGGAUUACAAGAAGUUAGCCCUACUAAUGUUCUUCCCAUAGAUUCUGUGAUGCGAGUCGUAAGUCGUGCUGCAAAUGUUUCAGAAGGCCAAAGUGAUAUGACAAACGUUACGUUAGAAGGAACACUUGAAGAAACACAAAAUACUACACGCGUGAUAAGACGAAAGGGAAAAUCGUUACAGGAAUACUUAUUCAAUUGGAUUUCAAAAAGCAAACUUCGUGAUACGUGGGAUUUACCGUCUAUUAAAUGGACGAUUGACAAUCAUGAAAGCGAACAGCCUAAAAUUACUUGUUCUACGUGUAAAAUAGCGCCGUUUAACGUAAAUGGUGACAAACAUGUCGGCUGGAAAUUUUCUGCUUAUGUGAAUCACAUCAAUAAUUUCCACAAAAGGAAGCACGGUCAUGAUGCUACAAGUCAUGGGGCAACCCCAGGAACCAGUGGUCAAAGUAAUCAAGCCCAAAUUUCACAAUCACAACCUAAUAGACUUUGCUCCGGAGCAUCUUCAUCAGAAACUGUCGGGUCGGAACCUUCUAACUUGCCUUCUAAUGAGAGCCAGGUUUUCAGUAACGGACAGCAGUAGUGAGUCGUACUCUGUCCAGAAAACGCAAUCAAAAGACUCAAGCUCAAGAAGAACAUUGCUUCAACGCUUGAACAUUCAAGCUAGCGUUCAAAUUAAAAAAAAACCUGGUGGAUAUCGUUACGACAAGGAUAUUGGACUAUUACAUUUUGCCAUGUACAGUUAUAUUCAGGGUGGUCGUAAAUUUUAUGAAGUGUUAAGUGCUAAUUUUGAAGGAAUAUUUCCUAGUUGCAGAACUAUUGAGAGAAAAUUAUCCUCGUUUCACAAAUCAGUACCCGAAGGAGAAGUAAAUGUUGCGUUACUUAAAGAAAUUUUGGAUAAACAUAGACUGCCACCAGUCGUUUCCAUUGCGGAAGACGGAACAGCCAUCGUCGGACAGAGAGAAUACGAUAAAAGGACAAACAGAGUCAUUGGAUUUAGUCUUCCGCUGCGAUGCAAUGGAUUUCCCGAUUCGCUAGCUUCUUCUGUCAGGACCGCCGAGGAUAUUGUUAAUUUAUUCGAAAAAUAUGAACGUGCAGCUGUGGUUAUCACUGUUAUGGCGCAAACCAUGGAUGAGCAAAUCCCGGCUAUCCGGAUUGCUUCUUUCUGUUCAAACAACAGAUUUACGGCAGACGAUGUUAAGCACAGGGCUAAUUAUAUUGAAGCCGAACUAAACAAGUUGGGAAUCCGAAUGCUUACAUAUUCCGCAGACGGAGACAGUAGAGAAAUGAAAAUGAUGCGCCAAGUUUUGAAUUUAGGUGCGCUUCCCCCCGUCUCUCACGACAAAAAAAAGGCAGAAGCGCACAACAAAUAGCUGACGAAACGGGUUGGCUACUGAAACGACAAUGGGAUUUUUUCGCCGCCGAUGUAAUAAACAGUGCAGUGCCAGUACAAGACACAGUUCACAUAGGCGCAAAAUUUCGAACGCGGUUACUGAAAAGAGACCGAGCUACAUUUCUCACAAUAGGUAAAGGGAUUGCUUCGGUGUCUGACCUUGAACAACUCUUAACAGAAGUUACCAAAGGGCAGCACCACUUAAAAAAUGGUGAUCUAAAUUUGCACGACAAAAUGAAUUACGAUGCUGUAAGAAGACUGUGUGACCCUUGUGUCACUGAUAUUCUGUGCGACAAAGUAGCAGGUUCAGAAGUAACGUGCUUCUAUCUUAAGCUAAUGAGACUAAUAACAGCAAGUUAUUUGGAUAAAAGCUUAUCACCACUAGACAGAAUAUAUGGAAUAUGGUAUUCUUGUCUCGCUUUACGGUAUUGGCGACAUUGGCUUCAAGAAAACGGAUACAAACUAGAUAUUAAUUUCAUCACCCUCAACGCGUACAUGUGUGUUGAGAUAAAUGCCCACUCCUUAGUCCUCAUAUCAAGGAGACUAAGAGAGAAUGGAACUCCUCAUCUGUUUCGGCCGUGGCAUUUUGGGAGUCAGAGCUGCGAAUCUUUUUUCGACUUGUCCGGUCGUUGACUUCAACAGAAUCGACCCAAGUAAAUUUAAGUGGAAAAGGUUUUUUCAGUCGUAGCGAGAGAGCGGAUGCCGCAAACCAACUUCUGGGAGAAGGAGAAAACGAUGGAGUUUAUUUCCCGAGGUUUACUCAUGCUUUUGAAGACCAGAGCCAAGACGAUGGCAAAAAUAUUUCUUUCAAUCUUCCUUCUCAUUUACCCUCCGAUGAGGAAAUCGAACGUAUAAUUCGCAAGGCCAUGGUAGAUGUUGACCAUCAGUUUCAAUUAUUAGGUGUGAAAAUGAGAGGAAAAAAGAAAUUUAUGUUCAAUCAAGAACUAGUUCAACGAAUCAAUGUGUCUCGAAAAGAUAAGGAACACCCUGCAGCAUUGAUUGAUAGCAACUUGCUGUUGGAGUUGGAUGACUCCGGUGCAGAAGAAACAGCGGUCGAGGAAAACGUCCAGCCAUGUCCUGACGCGGGUGAUGAAUAUGACAUAGAUGUACUGAAGUCUCUUGGAAUGGCCCAGCUAAGAGAUUUUUCUCAUUUGGUUUCUCGCCAGCUUGAGUCUAGCGCUUUUGCUAGUAUCAUUUGUAAUAAUGGAUCGCAAAUUGUCGUUAAAAAAGCGCGGUCGUGUGGUUUUGUGAAAAUUCAGUUCGGCGAUUAAGCAAUGAUCGCACUUUACGAGUCAUGCAGUUGGCAAAUUUUUCCGAAAGAAGAAAAUUAAAAAUAACUUCUGUUUCAACUCGAAAAGUUGUACAAAUUGGAGACUGGUGUCUUUUUCGGAAUUUGGAAGGGAAUGGUUUUUUUUUGGGGCGAGUUCUCUCUUUUGCAUACUUUAACAGCACUAAAAAAUCUAUUUCCAUGUUUGAAUGGAUAGUUGAUCAAAAAGACCAUGAGGUUGGGGUACUCUGCAUAUGGUAUAAACUAGAUAUAAAUCAAUCUAUAUUUUCGGGAAAAUUAAUCGAAGUACAUGUCCAUCAUGGUUUUCACCCUUGUGUUUCGUAUAUUUGUAGUUGUCCUUCUCCAACAUUUACGUUUGAUGCCCAAGGUUCAAAACAAUUGUUUUUUACCAAUGCAACAGUUAACCAACUAUCAAAUUUUCUCAAGGACAUGACAUUAUCAAGGGACUAAAUAAACUAUUCCGACUCACUACA